AUGCCUGAUGGUGACCCCCAUCUAAUCGACAUUCCUAUCGAGAGCAGUAGGCUUAUCCUUAAUCGGCAUAUCCUUGCCCGUCGUACUCUUGUACUGGCCGCGAAUGAAGUCGGAGAUCUGCUCGUCCUUGGCCUGCUCGACGGCGCUCUCGUUGUUCUGCGCGCCUUGACCCAUGAACUUCUCUUGGACGUAGUCGAUGCCCUUGUCCAGGUAGUCCUCGUUCUUCUCGCUCUCUGGACCUCCGCCAGCUGCGCCGUGGGCCUUGUUCAUGAUGCCGUCGAGGAAGCCGCCGCCUCCGCUGCUGCUGCCUUGCUGCUGUUGCUCUGGGUUUCCACCUUGCUGACCCUGCUGACCCUGCUGCUGGUUGUUGUUGUUGUUGUUGUUUCCGCCGCCGAGGGAGCCUGCCGCGUUCUUGAGGAAGUCCAUGGUGGGUGGUUGAUUGGAGUGAGCUGUCUGUCGUAG
Cercospora beticola is the source of this 462-nucleotide messenger RNA. Lineage: Eukaryota; Fungi; Ascomycota; Dothideomycetes; Mycosphaerellales; Mycosphaerellaceae. The record is from RefSeq and is a predicted model, not a curated record.